AUGGUCUGUGACCUCACAAAGCUCAAAAGGCAACAGAAAUCCCGGCGAUAUGAGGGCAGCGGGCUGUCAGUGCCAGAUGCCUAUCGCGCAGAGGUUGCCGCCCUGGCUGCCGAGGCAGAUGCCUCGCCAGAGCUGCGCCGGUUUGCCGCGCUGCUGCUGCACCUGUUGCAGUUAGGGGGCACCUAUUCGGAGAUAGAGGCUCUCAAGCCUCUCUGCUCCUUUGCCGUCCAGUUUGGCAUGCCGCUGGUGCAGCAGCAAGCGGCGGAGCCUGGCGAGGGAUCCAGCCCGCAGCAGCAGCAGCGGCGGCAGCAGCAAGCCAGCCUACGCCGCAUGCAGGCGCUGCUGGCCGAGCUGCUGCUGCUGCCCGCCAGCCGGCCGUUGCACAAGCCGCUGCUGUCGGCGCUGCGGCCGCUGCUGGAGGCGCAGCAGCAGCAGCGGCAGCGGCAGCAGCAGCAGGUGCAGUGGCAGGAGCAGGAGCAGUGCGCUGGCGCUGAUGCCGGCGCCCAGACGUUUGCUGAAACCGCGGCAGCCCGCAUCUCAGAGCUGGCAGAGUCGCAUCUGGCAGGCUCAGGCGGCGGCGCUGCCGAUGCCCUGCCUCUGGGCUCAGCGCUGGCGGCACUGCUGGCCAACUCAGCCUGCAAGUCCGCGCUGCUUGGUUGCGCUGUGCCUGCUGUGGCGGCGCUGGCUGCCGGCAUCCAAGCGGCCCUGCUGCCGCUCUGCGGCGAGUCGGAGCAGCAGGCGGCAGCGUCGGGGGCUGGGGAGGCGGCAGCCGGGGCGCCAGCAGCAGCAGGGGAGGAGGCAGGGGGUGGGGGGCUGGCCAGCAUCACCAUUCAAGCCAUGGAAGGCCUGCAGGACAGCAUAUCUGCGCUCUACUUUCUUCUUUCCACCUAUGGCCCAGCCAUGCUGAGGCAGCAGCCAGAGGCGGCCGCCGCAGCCGUGACGGCGGCCGGCGAGGCGCUGCUGCUGGCGCUGCAGCGGCAGGCGCUGGUGCGGGAAGCGCUGGCCUCUGCAGCCGUCGCGCUGUAUGCUGCUGCGGCGCUGCCUGCCGCGCCGCCGGCGGCGGUCGCCCGUUGCUUUGCAGAGGGCUUGCUGCUGGCGCAGCCUCAGCAGCACAUCCCCAACGGCGGCACAAGCAGCAGCGUCGGGGGCAGCGGCGAGCAGCCGCCGCCUGUGCUGCUGUUGCUGCCGGGAGAGCCGGCGGCGGAGGCGGCGGAAGGGCAGCGGGCGCCCAUCGGCCUGCUGGAUGCUCGCCUGCAGCAGCGGCAGCAGCAUGGCGGGCGCAAGGCAGGCCUGCUCUCAGCGAUGCCCGCCGCCGUGCUGUGCGCGCCGCUGCUGGCCCAGCGAUGCACGGCGGCAGGGGCCUGCGCGGCGCAGCCGCCCUCCCAGUGGCUGUUGCUGGUGGAGGGAGCGGUGCCGGCCAUUGCAGCCGCCAUCCAGGGCACCACCGAUGAGCACUUCCGCUUCCACGCCCACUCCACGCUCUGCGCCUGCCUGGAGCGCGUGCGGCAGCAGCAGGCGGCGGCUGCGGCGGCGCUGGCCGCCGAGGCAGCGCCGCCGGAGGAGGGGGAGCAGCCAGAGCAGGAGCAGCAGGAGCAGGAGCAGGAGCAGGAGCAGGAGCAGGAGCGGCAGUUGGGAGAUGAGCGGGCGGCAGGGGGCCCAGCGGCGGCGGUACCGCUGCUGGACGAGGAGCGGCAGCGCCUCGUGCUGGGCCUGCUGUGGCAGGGCUUCGAGGCUCCCCUCAGCCAGACGCUGCACCGAGUGGUGGCCUCCUUUGAGUGCCUGCUGGACAUCUUGCAGCUGCAGCAGCAGCUGGUAGCUGACCAGCAGCUGGUCAACAGCCGGCAGCAGGAGCAGCGGGAGGAGGCAGUGGCGGGAGGGCCCAUGAGCGGCGGCGCUGGCGGCGCGCGCAGCGGCGGCGUGCUGCUGGGCAUUGCCCGAGACCUGCUGGGAGUGGACGCGAACCGCAAGGGGCGGUACGCUGCGCUGCAGGCGCUGGUACCGCGCGUCGGCGCCGCGCCGCUGCUGGCGCUGCAGCCGGGGCUGGUGGGCAGCUGCCUGGAAGCCAUGUCGUUCCACCUCAUCGCCUCUGCCGUGACUGGCAUGCUCCUGGCCCUGCUGGCGCAGCUUCAGCAGGAGGCAGCCGGGAGGCCUGGCGGCACAGCAGCUGCCGCCGCAGCCGCAGCAGCUGCCGCAGGCAGCAACGGCGGUCGCGGCAACGGCGGCGCCGGCGGCGGCCAGGGCGGCGGCGACUGGCGGGCCUGCUGGCUGCCACCACUGACGGCUGCGCUGCGGGACGGCAGCGAGCAGCUGCGGGACAACGUCGCCUCCCACCUGCUGCCCCGCCUGCUGGCGCAAGACCCUCCUGCUCUGGGCCUGCUGCUGGGCCGCCUGCUGCCGGGCAGCCCUGCAGCUGUCCCUUCGCCCACGGGGGCCGCCCCUGCUGCCGCCGCGUCGGCAGCUGGCGGGAAGGUCCCCGCAGAGGGCUCCGCUGCCGGGUGCCUGGCGGUACUGACGGCGGCCCGCAGGCAGCAGCUGCUGCCAGACCUGCACCUGCUGCCCGUGGAGGGGCUGGGUGCGGAGGCGGUACGGGCCGCCCUGCUGGCAGCGGUACGCUCCGCCGACGAGUGCCUCAGGGUGGAUGCGCUGACCCUGGUGUGCAGCCACCCGCGCGCCACGGAGCCCCCCAGUGACCUUGAGCUGGAGGUGGCGGCGGAGGCGCCCUGCAGAUGCCCCAGCACCUCCCUCAAGCACAAGACCCUGGCCCAGCUGGGCAAGCUGCUCAUGCGGCAGCGCGGCGCCGUGGCCGCCAUCCUCGCCCGCAAGCCCGCCCCACCGGGGUCCGACGCUGCGGCGGCCGCUGCCAGAGCCGUGGCCGCGCAGCAGCGCUGGCUGCACUGGCUGGGCGGCACCCUUCUGGACAGCCUUUACCCAGGCGCGUGCGGCGCCACCCACCAGCGCUCCUGCAUGGCUCUGGAGCUGCUGGCACAGCUGCUGGGCGCGUUUGGGGACCUGCUGAACCCUGCGGUGGCGCCGCCCGCGUGGUGCCUGCUGUUCGCCACGCUGCGUCCCGCCCAGUUUGACGCCUUUGGGCCCCGCUUUCUCACCCAGGGAACAGUGCAGCUGCUGAUGGCUGCCGCAUUGGAUAGUUGGGAGCGGCUGCGCGAGGCGGCCGCCGCGGUGCUGCUGCGCCUGCCCUCCCCGCUGCCUGGCUUUGCCACCCCCGCCGCGCUGGCGCCGCUGCUGCGCCGCGCGCUGCGCCUGCUGGCCUGCCCGCGCGGCCGCGAGGCCGACGCCGGCGCCCAGCUGCUGCUGCUGCUGCUGCGCAAGUACGGCGGCGGCGACGCGGGGGGCUGCUGCUGGGGGCUGGAUGUGGUGAGCGGCGCCGUCGAGGCUCCCCCCACACCACCACCACCACCACCAGCUGGGGCUGCAGAAUCAGAGGCGGAGGAGGAGCAGCGGGCGGCUGCAGAAUCAGAGGCAGGGGAGGGGCGGCGGGCGGCUGCAGAAUCAGGGGCAGAGGAGGAGGCGCGGGAGGCGGCUCUUUGGUGCUUCCUGGAGAGCGCCUGCCGCCUGCUGCAGCGGCGGGUGGAGCUGGCGCAGGCGGACAUGCUGGGGGCGUGCCGCGGGGGGCUGGCCCAGGGCGCGCUGCUGGCGCUGAGGUAUGCCGUGCCGCACUUCCCUUGGAAGCGCCUGGCUGAGCGGCAGGCGGCGGCGGAGGCCGGCGGCGAGGACGGGCAGCAGCCCGCGGCGCGCGACUGGCGGGGGCUGGUGGCUCGCCUGCUUGACCUGACCUAUGCUGUUAGCGACCUCACCCUGCCCAUCCUCAGCAAACCACAGAAUCAGAAUAUGGAUGCUGCUGACGUGGAUGCCGAUGACGUGGCGCUGGAUGAGGAAAGCGCGGAGCUGGAAGAAAGCGCAGAGCAGCAGGAGGGGAGCAGCGCCGACGCAUUGGGGCCUCGUGCGCAGAUAAUCAACACCGGCUGCUGGCAGAGCAGCAAGGAGUGCGGGCUGCUGCUAGGCAACCUGGUUCGUGCGCUUCCCAUCCAAGGGCCCGCGGCGCUGCUGGAUGCCUGCCAGCUGUCCCGCAUGGCCUCCCAUUUCACCCACCUGCUCUGCGCCCUCAAGCACAGCGGCGCCGUGGACAAGACGCAGCAGGGAUUCACGGCGCUGUGCGAGAGGCUCCUACAGCUGGAGGACCCCGCGCUCCGCGCCCUGCCCCAGCGCUGCCUGCAGCAGCUGCUGGCCUUUGCGCGGCGCCCGGGCCAGGGCAGCGGCGACAUCGUGCGCCGCUCCGCCGGCCUGCCGUUUGGCGUGGUGUCCAUCUUCUAUUCAGAGCCAAACAGCAGCCAGAAGGUGCUGCUGCACCGCGGCAUGGCGGAGCUGCUGCGUACCGCCGCAGACGAGCGGCAGUACGCCGCCAACGCGUGGCCCAGGGUGCACGCCCUCAACUGCCUGCGCAUGGCCUUCCAGGAUGCCUACCUGGCGGUGGACGUGUCCGCCUACCUGGCGCCAGCCAUGCAGACCGCCGUUCUGGGCAUGGCGGCGCCGCAGUGGGAGGUCCGCAACGCGGCCAGCCUCUGCUACACCGCGCUGCUGGUGCGGGUGCUGGGCUUCCGCAACAGCGCCGGCAAGGGCACGGUGGCCGCCAAGCGGGCUCCCACGGCGGCCGACUUCUUCGCCCGCCACCCCCAGCUGCACCCCUUCCUGCUGCGCCAGCUGGCGGCGGCCACAGAGGCGCUGGACGGCGGCGCCGCAGCGGCAGGCAGCAUUGGUGGCGCCUCUGGCCCAGGCAGCAGUGGCGCCGGCGGCGUCGGCGGCAUGCACCCCAGCCUGUUCCCUGUGCUGGUACUGCUGUCCCGCCUGCGCGCCUCCCAGCACAACCGCCUCAGCGGCAGCAGCGGCAGCAGCGGGCUGGUGGAGGCGCGGCUGUCGCCGGCCGCCUUUGCCCCGCUCAUCCAGCGGUGCGCGGGCAGCGGUACGUUGGCGGUACGGCGGCUGGCCGCUGCCGCGCUGCCGCCGCUGGUGCCGCCCGAGCAGCGGCCGGCGGCGGCGGCGGCGCUGGGUGAAGCUGUCGCCCGAGGCGUGGCGGCUGCGGCUGCGGCAGCGGCUGCUGCAGCAGGCGGUGCGCCUGCCAGCCAGCCGCAGCCGCAGCAGCAGCGUCCGCCCUUCAACGCUCUGCAUGGCCAGCUGCUGCAGCUGCGCGCGCUGCUGGAGGGUGCGGCGCAGACGGGCGACGCGGCAGCCGCCGAGGCGCUCGCCGCGGCGGCGGCGCCGCCCCUGAUGGGCUGCGCCACCGCGGCGUGUGCCCUUGCGUACGAGGGCGGCAGCAGCGGCAGCUGCGUGCCGGCGGCUGUGAGCUUAGAAUACGUGAGGGUGGCAGCGGCAGCCGCGGCCUUGCUUCCCAGCGGUCGCCGGCAGCAGCAUGGCCAGCAACAGCAGCAGGGCGCGGCGGCGGCGGGGGCGGCGGCGGCGGCUGCAUGGCUGGCUGAGGUGGAGCGGCUCUGCUGGCAGGCGUUGGAGAGGUCUGCUGGCGCCGCCGCCCCGACGCGAGACUAUAUCAGCCCCAUGCUCAGCGUUGCCUACAAGCACGCCACCCAGCUAUGCUUCUCCCUGCUGCUCCGGCGCCGGCAGCAGCAGCAGCAGGAGAAUCAGGGAGUGCAGCAGCAGCAGGGAGAGCGGCAGCAGCAGCAGCGGGGGGGCCUUGGCGGCGGCACCGGCGGCGACGAGCUGCUCCCGCGCCUGGCGGCGGCGCUGCGCUCUCCUGUGUACGAGGUGCGGGGUGCAGCCCUGAAGGUGAUGCUGCGGCACGUGCAGGCACAGCAGGCACAGCAGGCACAGCAGGCGCAGCACGGAGGCCAGCAGGCGCAGCGGCAGGUGUGGCGGGCCAGCGGCGGCGACGGCGGCGUCGUCGUCGCGAGCGGCGGCGCAGGUGGCUGUGCGGAGCCCCCAGUCCUCAGGCGCCUGCUGCUGGAGGCUCUGCGGCGGGAGGGGCACCACAAGGCACAGCGCCGCCUGCUGCACCUGCUGGCGCUGCUGCCGCCGCCGGAUGCAGCAGACACAGCGGGCACAGCAGGCACAGCAGGCACGGCAGGCUCAGCAGGCUCAGCAGGGCCGGCAGGCUCUGCUGCCGUCGACGGCGGCGGCGGCGGCUGCGUCGGCGGUGACGGCGCGGCAGAGGCAGAGGCGAAGGCGGAGGCAGAGGCAGGAGCAGAGGCAGAGGCAGAGGCAGGAGCAGAGGCAGAGGCAGAGGCAGAGUUUGCUUCCAUGCUGCGGCUGGCCGCCGCCGCCGACGACCCCCGUACCGUGCAGCACGCGGUGCGCUGCCUGGGCCCACUGCUGCGCCGGCUGCUGAGCCUGCACGGCGGCAUCCCGCGCGCCGGCACGCCGCCCGCGGCCGCCGCCGAGCGGCUGCUGGCGCUGGCGGGCGAGUGGCGCCAGCCGUGGCAGGUGCCCGAGCUGCGCCUGGCGGCGGCGGCGGCGGUAGCCUCUUCCGACCUGCUCACACUUGACCCUCGUGCGUCAGAUGCGGCAGCAGAGGCCGCGGCAGGCGCCUGGGCGGCGGCCCUGCAGCUUUCAGAGGAUGAGGAGGAUGAGGUGCGUGCGGCGGCGGCGGCCGCGGCCGCCGCCGCCCUCGCCGGCUUCUCCUCCUGCAGCAGCCUCGGCAGCGUGGGGCGGCCUUCCAGCGCAAGCGCGGCCUCCCUCACGCGCCGCCUGUCGGGCGCGGCUGCAGCCCUGGCGGCGGUGGCGGCGGUGGAUUCGGAGCCGGCGGCGCCAUCUGAGGAGCGCCUGCUCCGUGCCGCCUUCCCCGCCCUCGCCGCACGCUUCGGCCCGCACCCGGCCCUGCUGGCGCUGCUCGCCCACCUCUGCUGCCCUCUUGGCGAGCCGGACGCGGCAGGCGAUGGCGAUGAGAGCAGCGGCGGCGGCGGCAGCAACAGGGGCUCGCCGGCUGCCGGCCAGCAGGCGGGCGGCGCGGCAGCGGCGGCCAGGGCUGCGGCGGCGGCGUCCAGGGCGGCGGCAGCUGCCGAGAAGCUGUUUGAUCCGGAGCCCGAGAACACGCAUGAGGAGCCGCUGCUGCUGGCGCAGCUGGCGGCGCGCUCGCUAGCGCAGCUGCUGCCCCGAGCGGCAGCUGGGUCACCCGCCGCGGCAGCGGCGCAGGGCUGGGCGGCGGCCGCGGCGGCGCGGCUGCAGCGGCUGGCGGCGGCGCUGCAGCCUCAGGAGGCCGGAGCCUGUAUGGUACUGCCGCAUUGCCACCAGCACUUUGGAGAGCUGUACCGCUGCUGGCUGGCCCUCUGGGCGGCGGCCCACCUGCCAGGCGUGCAGCCCAGCUGCGGCGGCGAGGGCGCUGCCUGGGAGCGAGGCACGGCCGCCUUCGUGGCUUCCCUCGCCGGCGGCCUCGCGGGGGCGGCUGCCGUGGCCGGCGUUGCGCCGCAGCUUGCGGCGGUGGCGGCGGCCGCCGUGGACGUGUGGGAGGCACGGCGGCGCGGCGGCAGGCCCGACCCCUCUGCUGCAGAGCGGCUGCUGUUCCUCGCCUCCUCCUCGUCCUCCAAGGCCUCCUCCUCGGCCCAAGCCUCCACGCCCACCGCCUUCUCCCAGACCCAAGCCUCCCCCACGCCCGCCUAA
This is a messenger RNA of Chlorella variabilis, 7620 nucleotides long. RefSeq lists its product as hypothetical. Bases 1 to 7620 code for a protein of 2539 amino acids. Gene Ontology annotation, biological process: tRNA methylation. NCBI's taxonomy places the organism in Eukaryota, Viridiplantae, Chlorophyta, Trebouxiophyceae, Chlorellales, Chlorellaceae. Gene Ontology annotation, cellular component: cytosol. The transcript has 26 exons. The record is from RefSeq and is a predicted model, not a curated record.